This is a messenger RNA of Pangasianodon hypophthalmus (striped catfish), 1943 nucleotides long. RefSeq names its product interferon stimulated exonuclease gene (gene isg20). The transcript is spliced from 5 exons. NCBI's taxonomy places the organism in Eukaryota, Metazoa, Chordata, Actinopteri, Siluriformes, Pangasiidae. Gene Ontology annotation, cellular component: nucleus. Gene Ontology annotation, molecular function: nucleic acid binding; exonuclease activity. Bases 66 to 1190 code for a protein of 374 amino acids. The record is from RefSeq and is a predicted model, not a curated record.
GCGUGGUACAGCCGUAGCCAUCCAAUCAGAGCUCAGAAAAAAAAUUCGACCAAUCGCGUUAGCGGAUGCUGCUCCGUGGUUUCUUCACGUCGAUGCCGGGUGCACGUGUCUGCUAUAGAGGUGUAGCUAAGCUGGAAAUGUCAGCAUUAGGACGUCUCAGUAAUAGCAUGGCUGAUCAGACUGUGUGUGGCCUCAACACACAGCCCUCUACUCUCUGCUCUGUGUUAACAAAAACCUCCAGACGACGAAAAGCCAAGAAGAAAAACAAGAACAGUUUCAUGGGAUGCCAAAAAAUCUGCCAGGCACUCAAACGAAAGCACAGUGAGGUGCUGGAAGAGCUUGGGUCCUCAGACCCUCCACUGGAAAGCACACAGCCUUGGAGGGACAAAAGGCCCAAAAAACUUGGUAAUACAAGUGAGUCAGAAUGUACAGGUUCACUGAGUGACACCUGGGAAGUGGACAGUGGUUUCUCAUCAGAGAUCAGUCCUCCCACCAGCGGCCGGAGUUCUCCCUGCGAAAGGGUUCAGCCCUCCAUGCUGGUGGCCAUAGACUGUGAGAUGGUGGGGACAGGCCCGAAUGGACAGAUUAGUGAACUGGCCCGCUGUAGUCUAUUAAAUUACUCUGGAACUGUGAUCUAUGAUAAGUAUGUCCUCCCUCGUCGGCCUGUCACGGACUACCGGACGCAAUGGAGCGGUAUUAAAAAGGAGCACUUGAUAAAGGCUUUGCCCUACGAAGAAGCGAGAAACGAGAUUUUGCAGAUCAUUAGAGGGAAGGUAAUAAUCGGUCAUGCCCUGUGGCACGACUUUGCGGUCCUGGGAAUUAGCAUACCACAUCACAUGGUUAGGGAUACUUCCUGUUCGCAUCUGCUGCGACAGCUGUAUGGUGCUUCUACAGGAUGCAUAUCUCUAAAGAAACUGACCAGGAGUCUUCUCAACAGGAGCAUACAGGGUCUCUCACACUGUAACCAAUCAACAACAGUCAUGUUAUGCUCAGUUGACAGCUCUGGUCAUUGCUCUGUGGAAGAUUCUCUUGCUGCUCUGGACCUCUACAAGCUGGUGGAAGAGGAGUGGGAAAAAUCUCGACAGCUUCAUGUCCCAAAUUCAGAUCCAGCCACUGACUCGACAUCCUCUCUGGAGCACUACAUGCAGGAUGAAUACUGGCCUGAUAGUUUAACUGACUGUAAUGAGUGAGAGACCUGUACGGCAUAGAAGCAUGGACUGAAACCUCUCUGAACUUGCGUCAGUCCACUAUGUGGGCUGGUGGAAGAAUUUUUGUUGUCAUGAAUCUAUAGGAGACCUUGGGUAUGUUUGAGUGAUAGCACUAUGGCCACCUUUACUACAGAUGUAAACACAGACAUGGAGAUAUUAUAUACAUUAAACACUUUAAUGACAGGUUGAGGCAUUUAACCAUUUUAAAUGUCCAAAACAAACAAUUUGCUGAAAUUCUUUGUUCAUCUUCACAGUUACCAGAGUUCUUGGCUGGAGUCAAACUGUUUGGUUAAUAAUAACAGUAAUAUUUUAUAUUAUAUUUAUAUAAUAUUUGCUGUUUACUGUGACCUUUUUUUGCACAACUGUUUUGCAUAACCACCAUACACACCCUCAUGCUCAAGAAUCUUUAGGUUGGUUUAACGCACUUAAUAUUACUGCGACCCCUGUGGGUAAAGCAAGGAAUAGCUACAUUUGCUUUAGUAAUGACAAAUAUAUUACCUCCAAACUACAUUACACAGACUGGGUAUACUUGUUCUCAUAUGAAAUAACAGGUUACUGUGAUUCUUAUCUUAUGACAUGAUGUAUCUCACAAGCUUGGUAAAGAUUCCUGUGAGUAACUGCAAUGUAGCUCAGAGUAUGUAUAUUUAUAUAAUAUAUAAUAUAUAUACAUGUAUGUCUAGGUAAUUGUGCAAAAACAUUGUAACUAUGGUUUAUUAAAGAUUAAAUUACAUCCUA